Messenger RNA from Aspergillus alliaceus, 3290 nucleotides. Its product is annotated as purine and uridine phosphorylase. The transcript has 4 exons. Gene Ontology annotation, molecular function: protein binding; catalytic activity; ADP binding. The record is from RefSeq and is a predicted model, not a curated record. The coding region runs from base 45 to 3290 and encodes 1081 amino acids. Gene Ontology annotation, biological process: nucleoside metabolic process. NCBI's taxonomy places the organism in Eukaryota, Fungi, Ascomycota, Eurotiomycetes, Eurotiales, Aspergillaceae.
UUGGAAUUCUUAGAUCGUUCAGACAAACUUCAAGAUACCUGAAUAUGCGCCCUAAAUGCCGAUCUGAUUUUGCUGUAGCCAUAAUCUGCGCCCUGCCUAUCGAGGCUGACGCGGUUGAGGCUCUUUUCGACGAAACCUACGACCGAUUGGGCAAGAUUUAUGGUAAACAGCCCGGGGACGCGAAUGCAUAUAUUAAUGGUAGGAUUGGGGAGCAUGAUAUUGUUCUGUGCUAUAUGCCGGGAAUGGGAAUCGGCAGCGCGGCCAGUGUGGCUUCGAGCCUACGAGUCAGCUACAAGGGAGUCCGACUUGCACUGGUGGUUGGCAUCUGUGGCGGAGCCCCCUACGCAUCAAGUGAUCAAAAUAUCUUUCUUGGCGAUGUCAUUGUGAGUGAUGCUGUGGUUGAAUAUGAUUUUGGCAGACAAUAUCCGGGUGGUUUCCAGCGUAAGACAGACGUCAAGGAGAUCCUGGGACGACCCGAUCGAGAAAUUCGGACCCUCCUGGCUGGCCUUAAAGGAAAGCAAACACGGAUAGAAUUUCAAGACCAGAUGUCCCAGCAUCUUUGUAUAAUUCAGCAAUCAGAUACACGAUGGCAGCACCCGAGGUGUGAGGAUAUCCUCUAUAAGGCUUCUUACCACCACAAGCACUACAGUCAAGGUUCAACUGUUAAUUGUUGUUGCUUUGAUGGUGGCAACCCUGAAAAUAUUUGCAGUGAGGCAUUAGACGAAAGUUGCAAGAAGCUAGGGUGUGAUGAGAAACAAGUCAGUCGUCGCCGGGAUGGCGCGGAAGCAGUCAAAGCGUCACUGCAUAUUGGGAAAGUGGCAUCUGCAAAUAGGGUGAUGAAGUCUGGAGAUCACCGCGACAAUAUAAUCAAAGCAGAGAGGGUUAUUGGUUUCGAAAUGGAGGGAGCUGGAGUGUGGGAUAAUAUUUCAUGUAUUAUCAUUAAGGGAGUGUGUGACUAUGCGGACAGCCACAAAAGUAAAACAUGGCAAGCUUAUGCAGCGGCAACAGGCGCUUCAGCUGCCAAAACAUUCUUAGAGUAUUGGUCACCUACUCACAGAGAAGAGAGAAAACGUCAUUGGAUAGUCCCAUUCAGGAAAAAUCCACAAUUUGUGGGCAGGCACGACGAGAUUGUCAAACUUGAAGAAUGGAUUACGCAACAGAAUGGACCGAGCAAGGUCGCUGUCUGUGGACUAGGAGGGGUUGGGAAGACUCAGGUGGCACUGGAGCUAGCCUACCGCAUCCGAGAAAGAGAUUCCGAAUGCUCAAUUUUCUGGGUCCCAUGUUUCAGCUAUGAAAGUGUCGAACAAGCUUACAUGAACAUCGCCCAGACACUGGGGAUCGAGGACAUGAAGCCAGCCGAGGCAAAAGACAGAGUGAAGGCAUAUCUCAGUCAUAAAGAUGCUGGGAAAUGGCUUCUUAUUUUUGAUAACGCUGAUGAUAUUGAGAUGUGGAUGCAGGGCAGUAAUACUAAUCCUGCACUUAAGGACUUCCCUCCUCAAAAUGAGCAAGGCCAUAUUAUUUUCACUACACGGAAUCGGAAGCUAGCAGUGAAACUUGUAUCUUCCUAUGUGAUAUCAAUCCCUGAUCAGGAUCAAGAUACUGCGAUGAAGAUUUUGGAAAAAUCCUUGCCUGAAAAUUACUUUCUAGGUCAAAAUGAUGCGGCAGCAAUACUUCUUGAACACCUUGCCUUUCUCCCGCUAGCUAUUACUCAGGCAGCAGCAUAUAUCAAUGAGAACACCAUGCAGCUGAAAGAUUACAUUGAUCUUCUCCAAGAACAGGAGGCUAGUGUGGUAGAGUUGCUAAGUAAGGAAUUUGAGGAUGAAGGGCGAUAUAAGGAUAUUCAGAAUCCAGUGGCUACCACAUGGUGGAUAUCAUUCCAGCAAAUUCAGCACCUCGAUACCUUAGCAAGUGAUUAUCUCUCACUUAUGGCUUGCAUUAAUCCACGCGAUAUCCCUCAGUCAUUUCUCCCGCAGCCAGCAUCUAAGUUGAAGAUGUAUGAUGCUGUCGGUCUUCUUAAGGCUUACUCAUUUGUUAGUGAACAGGCUGGGGAGGGUCUGCUAAGUCUUCAUCGACUUGUAUACCUUGCAACACGGAACUGGAUGAGGACAAAGAACCAGUUCACACAGAAGAUAUUGAAGGCAACAGACCGGUUGAAUGAAAUCUUCCCUGACAGCAGCCAUAGCAAUCGAAAGCUGUGGCAACAGUAUCUACCUCACGCGUUGCUGGUGUUAGGAGAGAGCGAGAUUCAUGAGCAACAGGAGAAAUAUGUUGACUUGCGUCAGAAUGUUGGGGCUUGCUUGUAUAGCGAUGGGAGAUAUAAUGAUGCAGAAGAGCUGCAGGUACAGGUGAUGGAGACUCAGAAGCAGGUGCUGGGGCCAGAGCAUCCUGACACUCUAACCAGCAUGGCCAACCUGGCAUCAACAUACUGGGAUCAAGGACGAUGGAAGGAAGCAGAAGAGCUAGAAGUACAAGUAAUAGAGACUUGCAAGCAGGUACUGGGACCAGAGCAUCCUAAUACUCUGAUCAGUAUAGCCAACCUGGCAUCAACAUACCGGAAUCAAGGACAAUGGAAAGAAGCAGAAGAGCUAGACAUGCAAGUAAUGGAGACUCGCAAGCAGGUGCUAGGGCCAGAGCAUCCUCACACCCUAACCAGCAUGGCCAACCUGACAUUAACAUACUGGGAUCAAGGACGAUGGAAGGAAGCAGAAGAGCUACAAGUACAAGCAAUGGAGACUCGCAAGCAGGUGCUGGGUCUAGAGCAUCCUAAUACUCUGAUCAGUAUAGCUAACCUGGCAUCAACAUACCGGAAUCAAGGACGAUGGAAGGAAGCAGAAGAGCUAGACAUGCAAGUAAUGGAGACUCGCAAGCAGGAAGCAGAAGAGCUAGACAUGCAAGUAAUGGAGACUCGCAAGCAGGUGCUAGGGCCAGAGCAUCCUCACACCCUAACCAGCAUGGCCAACCUGGCAUUAACAUACUGGGAUCAAGGACGAUGGAAGGAAGCAGAAGAGCUACAGGUGCAAGCAAUGGAGACUCAGAAGAAGAUACUAGGGCCAGAGCAUCCAGACAUUCUGACCAGCAUGCACAAUCUUGCCUUUACCUGGGAAUCCCUAGGAAAACUCAGCGAUGCCUUGAUGUUGAUGGAAAAGUGUGUUGAACUUCACACCAAACUGUUUGGUCCUGAUCAUCCGUAUACUUUAUCUUCCUCUAAGGCUCUUAGCGAAUGGCUACAAGCGAAGGACUCCGCACCAGCUAAGCUCCCACUAAUAGCGAAUGCAACUCAUGAUACCUAG